UUCAUCCUCUCAUCUGUCAUCUGUUGUUGUCACCUGCGCGACUGACGACUUGGUUUUCUGUAGCGCUCUCUCUCUCUUUCUCUCUCACUUAUUAUGGUGGUCAUUGGUCAAGCCAUUGCUGCCUGGUGAGAGAAACGCAAGAAAUAGAGAGAGCAGGGGGCGAGAUUCACUGGUAUAAGAGGAGAGAGAGAGGGGGAGAGACAGAGUUUGAUUUAGCUGAAGAAAAAAGAAGAGAAAAGGGGUUGAUUCAGAGAGAGAGGUAGAGAGGGAUGGCAGAGAAUGGGGAACAGGAGGAGGCUCUGGGUUCGAGUCUGACCAUGGAGAAGGUGGCGGCAGCGAAGCAGUUUAUCGAGAACCAUUACAGGGCCCAGAUGAAGAAUAUUCAGGAACGCAAGGAAAGGCGGUGGGUUCUGGAGAGAAAGUUAGCUUCUUCAGAUGUGUCUGAGGAAGAGCAGAUCAAUCUUAUCAAGGAUUUGGAAAGAAAGGAAACUGAAUAUAUGCGUCUUAAACGGCAUAAGAUAUGUGUGGAUGAUUUUGAGCUAUUGACAAUCAUUGGUAGAGGUGCUUUUGGCGAGGUCAGACUUUGCCGAGAGAAGUCCACUGGAAAUAUAUUUGCCAUGAAAAAAUUGAAGAAAUCUGAGAUGCUUAGCAGAGGACAGGUGGAGCACGUUAGAGCAGAAAGAAAUUUGCUCGCUGAAGUUGCUAGCCACUACAUUGUGAAGCUUUACUAUUCCUUUCAAGAUGCUGAGUACUUGUAUUUAAUUAUGGAGUAUCUCCCUGGGGGUGACAUGAUGACUCUUCUGAUAAGAGAAGACACCUUAACUGAAAAUGUGGCAAGGUUUUACAUCGCUCAGAGUGUGUUGGCCAUAGAGUCCAUACAUAAACACAGCUACAUCCACAGAGAUAUCAAACCUGACAACCUUCUUUUGGACAAAAAUGGUCACAUGAAGCUCUCUGACUUUGGUCUUUGCAAACCGCUAGACUGUACAACUUUGUCUGCACUUAAUGAAAACGAACCUCUAAGUGAUGAGAACUUAAGGGAAUCAAUGGACAUUGAUGGUUCCUUCCCAGAUAGGAACAACGGGAUCCCGUGGAGAAGUCCUCGUGAGCAGCUUCAGCAUUGGCAGAUGAACAGGAGAAAGCUGGCAUUCUCGACUGUGGGCACACCAGACUACAUUGCCCCAGAAGUUUUACUCAAGAAAGGCUAUGGCAUGGAGUGUGACUGGUGGUCAUUGGGAGCUAUUAUGUAUGAGAUGCUUGUAGGUUAUCCGCCAUUUUAUUCAGACGACCCGAUGACGACGUGCAAAAAGAUUGUUCACUGGAGGCAUUACUUAAAAUUUCCAGAAGAGGCAAGGUUGUCACCAGAGGCAAAAGAUCUUAUCUGUAGGUUGCUAUGUGAUGUUGACCAUAGGCUUGGUUCUGGAGAUGAGAUAAAAGCACAUCCUUGGUUCAUAGGAGUUGUAUGGGACAAACUCUAUGAAAUGGAGGCAGCAUUUAAGCCAGAGGUUAAUGGGGAGCUUGAUACUCAGAAUUUUCUGAAAUUUGAUGAGUUGGAUCCUCCCCCGAGAACUGGAUCUGGACCAUGGAGGAAGACGCUGUUGACUCCCAAAGAUUUAAAUUUCGUUGGGUAUACGUACAAGAACUUUGAUGCUGUCAAAGGGCUACAUCCAACUGUAGAUGUAAGGAGGAGUGCAUCACCUAAGCGGCCAUUGAUCAGUUCACUCUUUGGUGAAUCAACUACAAAUGAAUCAGGGAAGUCAGUUAUGGAUGAGUCAGGAACACAUAAUGUUGCCACUUUUGAUGCUAUGUCUCCAUGAACUUCUCCACCCUCUUGUGUAUGUAAAGCAUGAGCCAAGAACAACACUCCAUAUCUCUAAUAUGGUGAUGGGAUCACCUGCUCGUUUUUUGGUCAGGGUUGAACCCACACCUCUAUUUUUGCUAAGCUUUCUCUGUCUGUGCGUUUUAUAGAACCGCCUAAUGUACAGUAUCGAGGUCUCAGCAACAACCGUUGGAUGGUUUUCCCCAGGAUGUUUUUAAGGCACUUGCCUUUAGAGAAGGUAGUCUCUCUCUUUGGAGGAGGCAGGUUGCGAUAAUUUAUCCUGGCUGCCCAGGUCGGUAGGGGCAAAACUCACCUUCUCUUGUGGCAGUUUCUGGAAUUGUUGUGCUUUCCUAUAAUAAAGCUACAGCUGAGUUUGACCUGUAAGAACAUUAGAAGCUGCUAUAUAGUAUGGCUAAAGCCAUCUGGUAGCAAAUUAUCCAAUUCUGUUGCUUAGAUGUGAGCAUGUGUAAACUCUUGUGUGCCUUUUUCGUGUAUAUUAAAUGAAGUGUCAAUCAUAACUAACUGCAUUAUCAAGUAAAUUUGGGUGUACCUUACAAA
Amborella trichopoda is the source of this 2377-nucleotide messenger RNA. RefSeq names its product AGC (cAMP-dependent, cGMP-dependent and protein kinase C) kinase family protein. The record is from RefSeq and is a predicted model, not a curated record. Gene Ontology annotation, molecular function: ATP binding; protein serine/threonine kinase activity. Lineage: Eukaryota; Viridiplantae; Streptophyta; Magnoliopsida; Amborellales; Amborellaceae. Gene Ontology annotation, biological process: protein phosphorylation.